Gryllus bimaculatus (two-spotted cricket) is the source of this 930-nucleotide messenger RNA. The record is from the annotation of a GenBank genome assembly. NCBI's taxonomy places the organism in Eukaryota, Metazoa, Arthropoda, Insecta, Orthoptera, Gryllidae.
AGGCAGCCCGCGCGCCGCCGCAUCCCGCUCGAGCCGUCCGUGGACCUCGGCGGCCUCGACGUGGACGGCGCGCGCCCCACCUUCUUAAUCACGCACGGCUUCAUGAGCGACACCAACGCCUCCUGGAUGCUCCACAUGAAGGACGCGCUGCUGCACAAGGUGGACGCCAACGUGAUCUUAACGGACUGGGGCCCCGGAGCGUCUGGGGCGCUCAAGUACAUGACGGCCGCUGCCAACACACGCGUAGUCGCUGCGGAGGCUGCAAGGCUUAUUCGGCAGAUGGUGAAAGACUGCAAAGUGAAACCGGAAAACAUCCACCUGAUAGGUCAUAGUCUGGGGGCACAGAUCUCAGGAUAUAUUGGCAAAGCUGUCAAGAAUAUUGGAAAAAUAACAGCGCUGGACCCCGCGCAGCCAGCGUUUGAGGGCUACAACCCGAAGGUGCGGUUGCACGCCAGCGACGCCCUCUUCGUCGAAGUGGUGCACACCGACGCCAAGCCCACCAUCCCGCUCUUCGGACUGGGCAUGAUCGCCCCACACGGAGACGUGGACUACUAUAUAAAUGGUGGCGCCAGUCAACCUGGUUGUCUAAUACCUAAAAGUCUACCCUCUCUCACGUCUUUAACAGAUUUCUUAAAUCUUCCGUUGUCAGUGAUUGGCAACCUCGUGUCGUGCCCGCACGGACGCUCCACGGAGGUGUUCAUCGAGGCGAUUCGCCUGAGCAACUGCACCUUCUGGGGCCACCCGGGCACCGUCGUGGACACCGCCUUGAGCGUCGUGUCGAACGGGGCGCUGCUGCGCUACCUGACGCCCUCCAAGGAGGAGUGCUCGGCCAAGACGUGCUCGCCGCUGCAGCUGCGCAACGAGCGGCUGCCCGCGCGCGGGUCCUUCGUCGUGGCCACCACCGGCGCGCGCCCCUUCUGCAGUGAGUAG